Pocillopora damicornis (cauliflower coral) is the source of this 8720-nucleotide messenger RNA. RefSeq lists its product as uncharacterized. Gene Ontology annotation, molecular function: zinc ion binding; helicase activity. The record is from RefSeq and is a predicted model, not a curated record. Gene Ontology annotation, biological process: regulatory ncRNA-mediated heterochromatin formation. NCBI's taxonomy places the organism in Eukaryota, Metazoa, Cnidaria, Anthozoa, Scleractinia, Pocilloporidae. Gene Ontology annotation, cellular component: nucleus; nuclear RNA-directed RNA polymerase complex.
UGAGGAAACAAAAGGAAGGACAGAGCCGGUAACAGAAGAGCCUGCUGCGUGUGAGCCAAAAGGGGGCGCAUGUGGAACGUCUGCGGAUGAAGUAGGAGAUGGUAAUUUAAAGAGCGUCAAGCGAGACCAGAGAGGCCGAAUCAAAAUAAAACAUUGGAGGGAUAAGAAAGAAGGAUUUAAGGGUCAAUAUCGCUGCAAAGAAGGGGCUGGUGAAGACACGGCCGCUCAUCAAUGGGGAGCACAAAAGAAAACGGGAACUGGAAAGCAGUUUUCGCCUUCAAAUGGUCCGUCAGCCGAUACGAUACCGCCAAAACAUGCAGAAGAUCAAACUUUGAAAAAUCAACAAAAGAAGAGUCAAGGUGGGCGCGGAAGAGGCGCAUCUAAGGAAUAUCAAACGGAUUCAUCGAGUAGGAAAGAGAAACGCUCAGAUAGAAAUCAAGCACAACAACCAUGGAGACCACAACCCAUGAAAAGAGAUCCCAGCAUAGUAUCAAAGCCUACAACACAGUCUCAUCCACGUGGAAUAUUCCCUGGAAAAUUUUUUUCAAUAGAUCUAAAAGCAUUGAAAAAGAAGGAUCCAAAUGAGGUGGUGAAUACCUUAAAUCAGAGAAUGCCUGGUCUUAAGUUUUUUCUAAGAUCACAAGAGGAAGAGCACAAUAGUGAUGAGUUCAUUAUAGAUCUCAUUUGUACUUUAGCAAUAGCUGGUAAUGCACCGACAGGUGAGAAUACCAACAGGAUUUUAGCUGCGCUAAAGGGUUCAGUAUUCUUAACCUCGAAGAUUCCGCGGUUGUUAGAUCGCCUGCAGGGAUCAUUGGUUUUGAAUGAUCAAGACGUCCAUGGAGGACUUUUCCACUGGCUUAUUACAGUGUUCAUGAAUUAUCUGAGACAUAUGCCUAGUUCGUAUGCUGACCUACCUUACGAUCAAUUAAAAAGAACAUUGGAUCAGUCCAACAGCGUCAGUAAAGAGGAACUACAGAGACAGUUACAGGCAUUUAAGCAAGCCAGAGAUGACAUCAUAAGAGCCAACAGGCAGAAGCAUGGAAAGCGCUACAUCAACAAAGGGGGACAAAAACCCCCAAACAACUUUAGAGACCUACCAGUUUGCCCUAGUACCAAAGAAAUCACAACCCAAGAACGCCCUUUCUUGCGGAAGAAUAUAACUAAGGGGAGGUACGAAGACGCUGAGCACUAUCUCGAUGUACAGUUUCGAUUGCUCAGAGAAGAUUUUCUUGAGCCUCUUAGAGAAGGAAUUUACGAGAUUGUCCAAAACGUACCAAGGAAAAUGCGCAAUCAAUUAAUGAGAUAUUAUACAGGAGUACAAAUCGUCAGAAAGACGUUCACGCCGUCUGGAGUUUCUUAUGAAGUACAAUUUGAUAUCUCCAGGUUCAAUACCAGGAGGUGGGCGCACUCGAAACGACUCAUCUUUGGUUCAUUCCUUUGCCUUUCCAAAGACAACUUUGAGACCAUGCUUUUCGCCACGGUUUGUAACAGAGAUCCAGAGGAACUGAUAACCGGAAAAAUUGACAUUCGAUUCCUAGAAGAACAGGACAUCUUUGGGAUCGAAAACCGCAACUUUGAUUAUCAAAUGGUUGAAUCGCCAGCUUAUUAUGAAGCAUAUUGUCAUGUUCUUAAAGGGCUAAAGGAAUUAGAUGAAACCACUUUACCAUUCAAGAAAUACCUAGUUGAAAGCUGCGAGGAGGUUGAUCCACCAGAGUACCUGAGACGCGAGGAUACUCAAGAGCCGGUGUGUUACGAUCUUACACUGGCCCUGAAUGUUCCACACGCAACAGAAGCAAGGAGAGUUCCUGUCCUACACCUUGACGCUUGGCCGCCUGUCGAGACUCUUCCUCUUAACGAUUCUCAGCUUGAAGCCUUAAAAAUGGCACUUUCAACUGAGUUUUCAGUAAUUCAGGGUCCUCCUGGAACUGGAAAGACGUACGUCGGGGCAAAAAUUGUGCGAUGCUUACUUGAGAACCGAGAGGCCUGGGACCCAGAUAAAGUUUCGCCAAUGCUUAUGGUCUGUUACACUAACCACGCUUUGGAUCAGUUUUUGGAGAAAGUAUUGGAGUUCCUUCCUAAGGAAGAGAUCAUUCGUGUCGGAGGGAGAUGCAAAAGUAAGCAACUAGAAGGGUGUAACCUGAAGCUUUUUACCAGUCAAUACAGGAAGUGUGACAAGCGAGGGGAGGUCAGAGCUUUAAUAGAAAACAUCGUAUCGGCGACGAACCAUUGCAAAGAUUUGCUUGCCAAAGCAGACGAUCGACUGUUAUGUCUGGACGACUUAGAAGACUUGUUAAGUACAGGACACGUGGAACAGCUGUACAAUGCCAUCUUCCCUCACAACGCCACAAGAGAAUCCCGACAUGCAGGAAACACCUUCGCACUUUGGUUAUGUAGCAACGAGCAGAUUAAUUCCUGCAAUCAGAUAAAAAAGGUAACAGAGGAAAGCCUACAAAAUGGAAUUGUUUUACCAAAACAUAAUGUAGGAGAAGACCGAGAAAUAUUCUAUGAUUCUACGAUGUCAUUAGCCCCAUUUAUCGCCGAUGAAGUCGGUUAUGAUACUGAACUAGAAGGUGCAAGUGUAGGUCAGAGGCAAGUUUCCUUUGCAUUAACGCCAACCUCCUAUGGUAUCGAAUCCAGCCGUCUUCUAUUAGUAGAGGAACAAUCCAAUUCAUCAAAACAUCAUCCUAAAUCGACAAAGAACCUCCCACUUGAUCAAAGGGAAUUGCAGGAAACAUCCUUCGCAAGUGCCAAAAGAGAAGCACCAGAAAGUUUCGUAGAUCGAGACACCACUCUUACAGCAUCAGUUGCUUUGGAAGCCAGUUCUCAAACAGACUCUAAAACUGAAAAGGAUAACGACUUUGAGACUGUUAGUGAAGUUUCAGAAGUUUUUGAAGAGACUAUCACAGUAGAAAAGGAAGCUGAUUUGAUACAGUAUCAAAGAUGUCUACACGGAGAUGGCGAUUUCCUUCCUUUUACCGUCAAGACGGCAUCAGAAGACGAAAGAGGUCCAGAGCUAGAGGGAAAACAUGAGGAAGAGGGAUGGGAGGUGGUGGUUUAUAAGAAGAAAAAGAAGGGAAAAGUUUGUUUCCAGAGGAAGCAAAGAAUGCUUGAGAGCUCUGAAGAUGCAUUAGAGGAAGAGCAAGUGUUGUAUGUUCCAGACGAGGGCGAUACUGACUACAACACCUCAUCAAAGAAGAAGAAAAAGAAGCAAAAGAAGAAAAACAAAAAAAUUCAUCUCACAGCUAAUAUUGAAGAUUUAAAAGGGAAGCUGGAAAAAGAAGCAACAAUGUCUUAUGAAGAGGCAACGAGUGUCAAGGACAUUUGGCUGCUAUCGCCCUCUAAACGACUUCGAUUGUAUCUUUUCUGGGUGGAGAGCUACCGUGAACGGUUUAGAGUUGAAAUCCAGAGAUGUGAAAGGGAAUACGAACAACUUUGCCACGAGCUAGAUGAUGUCAGAUUUCAAGAAGAGGAAGAGGUAAUACGUCGUGCAACUGUUGUUGGCAUGACAACUAGUGGUGCAGCAAGGUAUCACUCAGUGCUUCAGAGUGUAGCCCCUAAAAUUGUUAUCAUCGAAGAAGCAGCCGAGGUUAUGGAAGCCCACAUCAUCACGUCUCUUUCGCACAACACAAAACACACGAUUCUUAUUGGAGAUCACAAGCAACUCCGUCCAAAAGCAACAGUCUAUGAACUGGCCCAGAAAUACAACCUGGAAAUUUCCUUGUUCGAAAGAAUGGUUAUGAACCGCAUGGAAUGCAAACGCCUAAGUAUACAGCAUCGCAUGCGCCCAGAGAUUGCCGCACUGACCAAAAGAAUCUAUGAGUAUGAGAUCAUUGACCACGAAUCUGUACACAACUUUGAAAAUAUCACAGGUGUAACAAGUAACCUCUUCUUCAUCGAUCAUCGCCAACCUGAGAACCUAGAGGGUGGCUUACAAAGUUACUCCAACCCUUACGAAGCAGACUUUCUGGUAGAACUCUCCAAUUACCUUCUGCUUCAAGGAUACAAACCAAACCAAAUUACAAUUCUCACCAUGUACACUGGCCAGUUGUUACUUCUUCAAGAGAAAAUGCCGAGACGAAUAUUUGGGGGAAUACGAGUGUGUGCCGUUGACAAUUUUCAAGGUGAAGAGAGUGACAUCAUUCUUCUUUCGCUAGUGAGGAGCAAUUCAGAAAGCAAAAUUGGUUUUCUGGGUGAGUCGAACAGAAUCUGUGUUGCAUUGUCAAGAGCUCGCGAAGGAUUUUACUGUAUUGGAAAUUUCCAGCUAUUGAAAACACAGUGCAAGCUGUGGAGGGAUAUAUGCAAUUAUCUUCAAGCGCGAAAUUCAAUCGGCGAGAACCUGCAGCUUGUUUGCAAGAGGCACAACAAUGUGUUCAAUGUACAAUCGGGAAAAGAUUUCAACAGACUUGGAGGAUGCAAGGAGAUUUGUGGAGACCGCCUUAAUUGUGGGCAUGCCUGUGAAAGCCUAUGUCAUGUUCGCGACCCACUUCACCAGAAAUUCAAGUGCUUGAAAAGAUGUUCCAAACCGUGUUCCAAUGGACAUCAGUGUCGACUUGUCUGUCAUUCUCAUGUAGAAUGUCCAAAAUGUGUUGCGCCUAUGUCAAAGACAAUACCUAGAUGUGGUCACGAACAACAAGUUCCGUGCUCUACUGACCCGUCAAAAUUUUUUUGUCGAGCCCAAUGCGAGAAACUCCUCCAGUGUGGCCACAAAUGCGCGGAUUCAUGUGGAGCUAUUUCAUGUACACAAAAAUGUCUCGUUCAGUGCAAGAAAAUCCUUCCAUGUGAGCACGAAAAGAUGAUGGCAUGUUUUAAAAACCCCAUGGAACACAGAAAAUGCGACGUUAGCUGUCCAAAAGUUCUAGACUGUGGCCACCCAUGUUCAAUGCGAUGCACCGAUAACUGUCGAUGUAACAGCAGCAUUAGAGUUAAAUUGAGGUGUGGGCAUCGAAAGAUAAUUUUAUGUCGCAAUAAAGAAAACCCUCAGCUGUGCUUUGAGAGAUGUGAAAGGGAACUGGACUGUGGACAUAUUUGUCCAGGUAAAUGUCACGAGAAUUGUGGAACGAAAAAAUGUGAAAGCGCUGUCUCCAAGUGUCUUCCAUGCGGCCACCAACAAAUGGCUCCUUGCCAUAUGAAUCCAAUAAAAGUUUUCUGUAACGCACCUUGUCAAAGGCAGCUGAACUGCGGUCACAAGUGCUCAUCUGUUUGCGGCCGAGUGUGCCAAGAGGUUCGAUGCCAACAUUUAUGCCAAAUGAUCUGUAAGGGUGGUCAUGCAUGUAAAAAACCUUGCCACUUUAACUUGCCAUGUGGCGAUUGCAUGGAAAUGGUUAAUGUAACAAUUCCAUCAUGUGAACACAGUAUUGAAACCUACUGUUACGUAGAACCAGCCACAGUGACGUGUAAAAGACCUUGUGAAAGACUACGAGCCUGUGGACAUCCAUGUCAGGAAAUUUGUGGUAAGAGAUGCGAAACGCGGCCGUGCAAGGAAACUGUAACCAGAACGUUAGCAUGUGGUCAUGCAGUACCCUUACCCUGUCGCAAGGACCCGGAAAAGUACAAAUGCAGGGAAAAGAUCGAGGUUCGUUUAUUGUGUGGACACAAGAAGACUUUGGAGUGUUAUGUUGCAAAAACUGAAAAAGAAAACAUUUUAUGUAACGAAAUUGUUCAGAAAAAACUGCACUGUAAACACACGGUCUCUCUCCCCUGUCAUAAAGGUAUCGAAGAGUACAAAUGCAAGCAGAAAGUUAAAGUAGAGCUUUCGUGUGGACAUGCCAAGACUGUUCUCUGUUUCGUUGCGACCGGUAACUUGCAAAGUGUCAACUGUAAGGAGAAGGUGGAACGAGAACUACCGUGCGGACAUAACGAAACCCUACCGUGUUACAGAAAUCCUGAAGAGUAUUGCUGUCAAAAGGAGGUUGAAAUUACCCUUCCUUGUUUACAUAAGAAACUGAUAGUGUGUGCCAAAGUGAGCCGUGGACUACAUGGCGAACCAUGUGAUGAAAUAGUGACGAGGAAAUUACCUUGCAACCAUGAGAAGCAAAUGAAGUGCUCGUUUCAAACUGAGAAAGCAUUUUGUGAUGCUCCUUGUGGAAAAAAUCUUUCAUGUAACCACCCUUGCCCGGGAAAAUGUGGCGAGAAUUGCUCCAGCUUCAAAUGCGCUGUCAAAAUUGAAAAGAAAUUAGCCUGCGGAAAACACUGGAAAACUUUCCGUUGUUCAGAAGAUGUGUCACAGAGUAUUUGUUCGAGUAGCUGCACGCUUACGUUGUCCUGUGGACACAGAUGCCCUGGUAAAUGCUUUGAAGACUGCAAUAACUUCAAGUGUUCAGUAAUGAUGUUUAAGCACCUCAAUUGCGCAGGAAACCACUCCAAGGAAAUGGCUUGUAGUGAGGACCCUAAGGCUGCAAAAUGCGAGAAACGAUGCGACAGAACUCUUGUUUGUGGUCAUCCGUGUCCAGGGCUAUGCGGUCAAGACUGUGGCAGUAUGAAGUGCAUCCGAAGAGUAGAAAAAUCAUUUCCUUGUGGUCAUAAGGAGCCACUUCAGUGUUACCAGAGUGAAAGUGCAACUUGCAUGAAACCCUGUCGGCGUCGAAAGAGUACAUGCAAACAUUUGUGUAAGGGAGUGUGUGGUGACAACUGCUCCAAGUAUCCUUGUGAUGUAGCCGUAAAUAAGACCCUUGCAUGCGGCCAUAAAAUCAGGAUGCUUUGCAGCCGAACUGCUGAUGCCGUUGAAUGCCCCGUUCCGUGUGGGAAAACGUUACCCUGUGGUCACCAAUGUUCUGGAGCGUGUAAAGAUUGUCAACCGAGAGGCUCACAUGAAUUGUGCCAAUAUACAUGCGGCAAAUUACUCGUAUGUCUGCAUCGUUGCAAGGCCAUGUGUAGCGAGCCUUGUCCUCCAUGUGACAGGAAAUGCAACCGAUGGUGCCCUCAUGGAAAGUGGUCAAAAAAAUGCUCUAAACCGUGCGAACCGUGUAAAAAACCGUGCACCUGGAGUUGUCCUCAUUAUCAAUGCAACAAUCUCUGUGGUGAGGAAUGCGACCGACCUCGCUGUGAUGCUCCUUGUACCAAGAAGCUUCAAUGCCGUCAUCCGUGUAUUGGGCUAUGUGGAGAAAAUUGUCCCAGCUUAUGCAGCAUUUGCCACUCCAAAAAGCUUUCUUCCCUAUUUGGCGAUGGACAUGGUAAGAAAAUGGAAGUCCCCAGAUGCUUACAGUUGUUUGACUGUGGUCAUAUUAUAAAGGUCGAUGAAAUGGAUGCGUGGGUGUCGCUUGAGUUGGGUAAUGAUGUACGCCUCUUGCGAUGUCCGAAGUGCACUACAUCAAUAACAUUUAGCUAUCGCUAUGGCAAUAUCAUCAAAAGAGCACUGGCUAAUAUAGAAGAUGUCAAAAGACAACUUCAACAGGUCGAAAAUGAAGUAACUAACUCAGCCAUACAGCUAGCAAAAGAUCUAAAUAUUGAGCAGCCAAAGCAUGCUGUAAAGAAGAAGAGGAAGAGGGUCCCGCCAACAGAAUUAGACUACGUUCAGGUAGUUCGAUGGACUUGGAAUCCUUUCAAUCUGCCAGAUGCAAAUGAGAGUAGCGUCCUUAAAUCGACGUUUAGAAAUCAUCUGAUCAUCCUUCAGCAGGUAACGAGAGCAGAACAAGUGCUAAAAAGAAUUCAAGUUGGCUUCAAAGACCAACAUAAGAUGGGGGAUUUAUCUAAAGCCACAUUGGAAGACGCAUUGGAAGAUAUCAAAGAGUACCUUGAGGAGCCGCAACUGGAUCUUAAAUCACUAAGUCAAGUGUAUGAGCAAGCGAGGAAGUUCUUCCUAUUUUCUAGUGUUUUAGAGGUCCAUAACACUGCUGUACAGAAGAAAAUCGCUCUGUCAAGUAUUGGUGAAUAUAGAUUAAAGUUGGCGUGCAAUGGGUUUACGGGGUUCAUCCAGGAUGAUGAUGGUGCUUUAGAUCUUGAACGACUGGAAAGGAUCGUUGAAGUGCUCCGUGCAGAGGUAAAACUUGCACCUUUACGGCCUGAGGAAGUAAAAGUCUUCUCGAAUUUCCCUGGAUACCAAAGUGACAUUUGGAAAUUAUGUGGACAAGGCCACGUUUACUACAUGACAUGGAUUGUGCGAGGAGGCGAAGAUAUACUGACCGGAAGCGAAGGAUGCAGAAGAUGUACAAAAAGUGAAACUGUAUAAAAUGAAUAGGGUCCUUUAAAACAUUGGAGAGUCCUUACUUAUGCUCGCCUAUAAGGAUUUUCACGGAAUCAAAGCGUCUGGCUAUCUACAACCAUAGACCCCUUCGAGGAACCAAAGAACUUUAUCAUCUCUAUAGGUCUCAAUAUGCCGCGGAAAGAGCUAUAUUAAGUGCUUGCGAGUUAUUAUAAAAGACGUGGAAGAUUGCACCAGAGAACAGUUCAGAAUAUCUAAUAACUUACGCGUGAAUGGAUCAGAAAAGAAACUUAUUAUACCUGCUUCAAUUUCUGUAAAACAUUGGUUGUGCGCACUGUAGCAAUUAAGGCCGGCCUUAUACGACAUCGCACCAAGAACUCGUCCUUUCGCAGACGUACUACUUAUACACAAUGAGAAAGUACAUGAUCUUAGAGCGAACAAAUGAUAUGGUGACCGGCGUAAAACUGAAUAAUAAAUAGUGCUUAAAUAACUUAGCGAGUUAGUUUACCAGAUUUAUCUCGGGAUAUUAAUCUAUUAGAGUAUUAAUUAAAACGUAGCUUUUCAUCAGGCAAGAUUUAGAUAU